Molecule: messenger RNA, 453 nt
Organism: Phalacrocorax carbo (great cormorant)
Lineage: Eukaryota; Metazoa; Chordata; Aves; Suliformes; Phalacrocoracidae
Source: RefSeq, a predicted model, not a curated record
CCGCCCCCUCCAAGAUGAUGCUUAGCCCGGACCAAGCUGCCGACUCCGACCACCCCUCCUCGGCGCCCUCCGACCCGGAGUCCCUGGGGGGCGCGGACGCCCGGCCGCUCAGCUGCUGCGUCUCCGACCCGGAGCCCGCCGAGGGCGGCGGCGGCGGCGGCGGUGGGGAGGGCCGGGUCGGGGGCCGCCCCGGGCUGCACCCCCCGCCGCUGAGCCGGGAGGAGAAACGACGGCGGCGGCGCGCCACGGCCAAGUACCGCUCGGCUCACGCCACGCGUGAGCGGAUCCGCGUGGAGGCCUUCAACCUGGCCUUCGCCGAGCUGCGCAAGCUGCUGCCCACCCUGCCCCCCGACAAGAAGCUCUCCAAGAUCGAGAUCCUGCGCCUCGCCAUCUGCUACAUCUCCUAUCUCAACCACGUCCUGGACGUGUAGCGCCCGACCGCCCCCACGGACC